Molecule: messenger RNA, 5445 nt
Organism: Prinia subflava (tawny-flanked prinia)
Lineage: Eukaryota; Metazoa; Chordata; Aves; Passeriformes; Cisticolidae
Gene: SYCP2
Product: synaptonemal complex protein 2
Exons: 45
Coding region: 24-4418 (1464 amino acids)
Biological process (GO): male meiotic nuclear division; female meiotic nuclear division; mitotic G1 phase
Cellular component (GO): condensed chromosome, centromeric region; lateral element
Source: RefSeq, a predicted model, not a curated record
AGCUGAGUUGGUGAAUUGCAAAAAUGCCAGCCAGGAAUGAGAUGCAGUUUGAAAAGUUAAUUGAUGAAGCUGCAGGAAAAAAGGAUUUCCAAUCCUUGGAAAAAUUUCUGGCCACAGAAGAAUGUGAAAAUGUCUCUCACAAAUGCAGCAAACAGUUUGUCAACAAAUUGGACAAGCUCCUGUGCUGGGCACUUGACAAACAAGAAAUCAAAAGCAUUUCUACUUUAAUAAAUGCUAUUCAGAAAUGUGGGAGAAAAAUCAGGAUAGCAGGAGAGGAUGGACUCCUAGCAAUGAUAAAACACGGUCUUGUUGGAAGGAUGGUCAAUUGGUUUGAAAAGCUAAAAGGAAUUUUGGUCCUCAGAGGAAAUGAAAAGAAUGAAAUGCUUACAAGUCUGGCUGAAGAUUUCUUCAUCAUGUUACUGGUUGUGUGUGACAGCAGACCUGAAGGUAAAAUGCAAAUACUAGAGAACUUUGUUCUGAGAACGUGUUCCCUCAUCACUGAUGCAAGAAUUAAUAUUUAUGUUCAGCAGGAGGUAAUAAAAAAACUGAAUUUACUGCUUGACAAGAUCCCUCGAGAUGCCAGGAAAAAGAUACUUUCUACAAAGGAGAUGUUACUUGUCAUGAGUGAAAUGGGCAAGACAAUUUUGGAUGCUGGAGACUAUGACACACAAGUGGCCAUCACAGAAGCUCUGUGCAGGAUGGUGUCAGAGAAGCAAAGGGGAAUUCUGGCCUCCCAGUGGUUUCCCAUGGAGUUUGUGUCCACUGCGUUUAAAGGAAUUAAAGAUUCAGAGUUUGAGACAGAUUGCAGAAAAUUUCUUAACCAAGUGAAUGGCAUGCUUGGAGACAAAAGAAGGGUUUUUACAUUCCCAUGUUUAUCAGCAUCUCUUGAUAAGCAGGAGCUGCAGAUACCAUUGGAUGAAAACCUGGAAGACUUUUGGAUUGAUUUCAACACUGGCAGCAGAAGUAUUUCCUUCUAUGUGGCAGCAGAGGAUGAAGAUCAUCAGUGGGAAACAGUCAUUAUACAGGAAGAAGAUGUCAACAUGUACAGCCUGGAAGAAAAAGAUUCAAAUAAAUUAUUAACAAUAGAUCUAAAAAGCCCAAUGAGUGUGGGCACUCUUGAAGGAGAGAAAUUUCUUUUAUAUUUUGAUUCUAUCUUGGAAAUCAAAGACGUGAUCGUAAAGAUUUAUGGAUUUCAUAAAUGUAAGGAUUUCAGCAAGAAGCAGUCUGCAUCAGUGGCCAAAACAAGUGUCCACGUUGUCUUUGAUGAAAGUGGAUCACAGGUUCUGGUACCAGAAAGUCAGCUGACACCAGGUUUGAAAGAAAAAUCUGGAGAGGAGGAGGAGAAAGUCAGUAAAUACAAAACUCAGCAACCUCCUGUAAGUUUGAGGACUCAGAGUAAAAAUAACAGUCAAGAAAAACUCAGAGGUGAUUCCUCCAAGAUAACUCCAUCCCGCAAAAGGAAAGUGUCUGAGGCAUCUGUGCUCAUUCCUGGAACCACGAGUGUGUCCACAAGGAGCCCACUGUCUUUUGUCAGCACAUCCACUCCUUUUAAAGGGAGAUUUAAAUUGCCUUUGGAAAUGACCAGCUCUACUAAGAGGUCUGACAAUGAUGCAGUAAAUGAGAGCAGAACAAAGAACUUCUAUCAGGAACCUCCUGACAAAACGUGUUCUGAGGAAGUUUCAAAAAUUGUACAAGAGGCCACAGAAAAGCAAACUUUAGAUGAAGUGUUAGAUAUUGUUCCUGAUUCUCAGCCAGUGGGGAGAAGCAGCAAACCUUUGCUGCCUGGUCUUUUGGAGACUUCUUUUAAUAAAACCGAAACAUGGAAAAAAAGAACAUUCCCUCUUCCUGCGAAGAAUAUAACAACUGGGGACAAGCAAAAUGCAAAUCCACCACUGGCACGUGCAUCUCAUGCAGCCAGAGUGUCUGACACAUCCUUGCAUGCUGAUCUUCCACAAGAGGACCCUGAUAUUCUCCUCAGAAAAGAAACUACAAAUCCAAAACAGUCAAAGACAAAACCAAAGUCUAAAGAAAUGGCAGAUGCAGCCAAAUCGCUGAUCAGUAAAAUCAGUGAGAGAUACAGAGACAGGAGUGAUGAGAAGAGCAAGGCAAGAGAGUCCCUGGGCUUUAACAGGACACAUUUAAAUAAAUCCUGGAUCUCCAAGGAAGAAGUUCAGGACAGGACCCUAAAAACGGCCUCUUUUCUUAAUAUAACUGCUGGCCAUGUUCUGGAUGAUGUCUACAACUUUAACAUCAGCGGGUUUGAUGAGCCUACAAUCAAGCUUGGAAUCCAAGAACUGCGUGUGACUGAGCUGAGUGUUCAUGCAGAGACAAACAGAAAAGGGAACACAGCCAUCAAUAAAUCCAGCACAGAAGGGAAAGAAGGAAAAAAGAUGAGAAACAAUCGAGACAAGAAGCAUCUCUUUAGUGACUCAGACACAGAGAACAGAGGGGAUGACAGCAAGACAGAGAUUAGUUGGCUGCAGGAAUCCAGGAGGAAACCUAAAGCCCAGAUAAUUGAUUACAGUAGAAGUAAAAAAUCAGGGAAACCAAUGGGCACAGACAAAAAUAAAUCCUCUGAAUCUGCUUGGUACAUGGAUAAAGCUAAAGGCAAAAAUACAAAUAAGAAAAAGACAAACAAAUGUAAACCCCAGAAUUCAAAAAUGGAUGAAACAAUAGUAAAACCCACCAGAGAAAAACUCCCUCGAAGAGCAGCAGCAACAAAAAAUUACAAAGAACCUUCCAGUUCUGAGUCUGAGAGUGAGGAAGAGAUUCCAAUGUGCACCUCCAAGGAGGAAAAAUCCAAAAUCCAGAAAUACAUGAAUGGGGCAAGCAAGGAUUGCAGGCAGCCAAAGGUGCUGCAGAUUGAAGCUGUGGAGCCGAAGAGAGUGGAGAGCUUUGUGCAGAGAGCCCUGCUCAAGCCCAGGAGUCCUGCAGAGCACAGGGAAGUGGAAAUGCCUUCAGCUGAGAGCCCUGCCUCCCUUGAGACCAUGAGAUGUGCGGAGGGAGUGUCGGGAGGUGGCAGCCCAGAGCACAGCUCCAGCCAGAGGUCGCUUGGCCUGCAGGAGUCACCGCCAGAAGACAGGGAAGUGCUAAACUCUGAGAGAGGAACCUCUCCCGGUAAUUUCUGUCCACAAAACAAGAGUAUGCAAGGUCUGGCUGUAACUCAGUCCCCUGAGACAGCAGCUACAAAGUUCACGUUUGGAAGGAAAAGCUUCUCACCAGUUUUAACUGAAGCAUCUUUGCUCAGCUUAACCACAUACAAAACUGUCAGUGGUAAAAGUUCCAAGGGAACUGCAGCAGAAACCUGUAAGAAUAAUGAAGAUUCCAGUUUCCAGCAUAGUUUUUUAGACACAUUUUCUGUUAAAGGAAAGCUUCAGGAUAUCACUAAACCUAUCCCCAAAAAUAAGGAAGAGCUCAGCUUAACAAUGUAUAAAGCUGACAGUGGACAACGUGCAAAUGGAGCUGUGCUGGAAACAGAGAAUAACAACGGGGAUUCCAGUCUCCAGUCCUGCUUUUCAGACACGCUUUGUGCUAAAGGCAAACUGCAGGAUGCCACCAAACCUCUCACUAAAAGUAAAGAGGAUUGUGUAGCACCAUCCCCACUGUCUGCUUGCAGCAGGAGUAGAGUACAGUCCUGGAUUAGAGAACCUUAUUCCCCCCUGAAUGAGUCAGGGCCAAGUGUACAGACAUUCCUCAAACGAACUUACCACAGUGCCACAGAAAGCAGCUCUGAGGAGGCAGAAACAAGCAAAGAGGAGGAAAAGAAGGGAAGGAGAAGAAGUUUACAGCCCAAAAGAUUAUUUAAACCAGAUGAUGCUGCUACUUACAGAGUGUCUGAAAGUAUCUCCACUCAAUCUGUAAAUGACCUGUCUGGUUUGGAUGGGGAAUUCUGGGGGCCCAAUUGCUCAACCAUCAGCAUUUGUCAGCAGCUCCAGAAAGAAUUUACCAAGAAAAUUGAGAGCCGCUCCCGGAAAAUGGACAAUUUUAGUAAGCAAGCCCUGAGAGCUGCCCAUCAGCAUUUGGCAACAAUGAGCCACCAGCUCCAUGAAUGCAGGAUCAGGCAGUUGGACAAAUUUCAUUUUACUCUCACUGAGGAGCUUGAGAAAUUUGAAAAGGACUCUCAGUCCCUGAAAGUCAUGGAAAAAGAAUUCUCGACCUUUUGGAAAAAGCAUUCCCACACUUUUAGUACAUACAUGAAAAACGAGCAGCAGAGAAUGCAGAUUCUUAAAACUUCCUUUGAAAAGAAUAUCUGCUAUUCUGUUGGCUCUGAAGAAAAUGUUUUUACUUCAGAGAUGCAUCUGAUGAAAGAAGACAUAAAAGAACUCCAAGAGAAAUUUCUAAAAGAAAUGCAAGAAGAGGAGCUGUGUAACGUUCGCAGGGGAUUGCAGACCUUGUUUCAAUCAAAGGCAGAGUUCUGAACGGAUUCUUCCUGAAAUUCCAGCAUAUUUUUAAUGUGUUUUAUAUCGUAUUUAUUGCCAGUGGAAGUGUGCAUCCCUGCUGAACAGGCCAUGCUGUACAUGGAUUAUUAGCCAAGCUGAGUUUGUAGUUUGCAGUGGCUCAUCUGCUCUCCUCAAACUGAAAACGCUCCUUCUGAAGAAACUUUGCUCUCCUUUGUGUUUAACCUUUUUGUAUAUUUUGCCUGGACUAUCAUUAUAUUGUUGUUAAGAAUUAAUCCUAUACUAUUAAUAAUAAAAUGAUAUAUAAUAUAUGUAUGUUAAAAGGCUAGUUAUGAUGUUACAUAUUUCUGUGAAAAGCCAGCAAGUUAAAAAAUUACAAUAAAGAGGAAAAAACCCAUAUUUUGGAUCAAGUGAUGGAGUCAUUCAAGUCUUCAGCUGAUAGUCCAGUAAGACAAACAUUAAAAUGUUGCCACCACCUCUCCCAGGAGUCCUCAGUUCCUUCUGCCACUGCCCUGGCACAGACUUUGUGUUGUGUCCUCACCUCCAUCCCUGACAGUUCCUGCAGGAGCAGCUCCCGUUCCUGGGGCUCCAUCCCCGCCUGGGACAGAGCUCACGCUCAGUGUGGGGCUGUUCCCCACCUCACAGCAAUUCAGCAGUACAAGCACGUUGACAGACUGCAUUUUAUUAUUUUCACACUUCAUGGAGAUCAUCUCAAUGAAGCUACAGGACCAAGAAUGCCUUUGCCAAGUUUUUAACACUGAAUGCCUCCCUAGCAUGGCAGCACUGCAGAGAAAUGCUUGCACAGGAGUGGAUUCACCCUUUUGUUCUCCUCAUCACAUGUGGUUUCCAGCUAUCAAUGUGUUCUUUUUCUCACAGGUAUUUUUUUAGUAGUACUGAGGAAAUCCUCAGGUGCUUCUCCAUGUCAGACAUUAUUAAAAUGUCUGGCUUUACAUUUUUCUCAACCAGUUCUAUUUGCUUUGUUAUUAGCAUUUAGUAACUUUUUCCUUCUUACUGUCAAGAAAGCAUUAAAACCAUUUGUUUGCUAAAC